Messenger RNA from Coniosporium apollinis CBS 100218, 492 nucleotides. RefSeq lists its product as uncharacterized. Bases 1 to 492 code for a protein of 163 amino acids. The record is from RefSeq and is a predicted model, not a curated record. The transcript has 3 exons. Lineage: Eukaryota; Fungi; Ascomycota; Dothideomycetes.
AUGGCAGCCCGCGGUCAAGUGAUCGAGGAGACCACGAUGACUACGAGAACGACCCGCAGAGGUUCAAUACCUACUACCCGUCGAGGGUCUCAGUCCCAAUCCUCGCCCAGGCAGGCGAGUGAUGCUCAAGAGGCCGACGGACCCAGUUCAAGUACUCUAGAUGUAGACACUCAAGAAGUUGCAGCCAUGGUUGAGGGCUAUAUCAAGGGUGACAGCCGGACGCUAGGUGCUAAGCGUGAAGCUAUCACCAAGAGCUACCAAAACCGUAUCAAGCAAGCGCGCAACGACAUCAACGACUUGUUUAGUGAGCACGAGAGGAGAGCUGCUCGAACCCGCAAAGCACAGCUUGAAAGGCUCCUCGAGCUCAUCAGGGAAAAAGGAGAUAUCGAGAAGAAAAUUGCCAGCAGCAUCCGCACCCUUGAGGCGGCUUAUUUCUGCAGAGUUCAAGAGUUCCAGGCCGUCGUUCGAGAUCGGGCCAAGGAUUUGGGCUGA